Molecule: messenger RNA, 804 nt
Organism: Anopheles nili
Lineage: Eukaryota; Metazoa; Arthropoda; Insecta; Diptera; Culicidae
Gene: DCTN6-p27
Product: dynactin subunit 6
Exons: 2
Coding region: 51-644 (197 amino acids)
Biological process (GO): mitotic spindle organization
Cellular component (GO): dynactin complex
Molecular function (GO): dynein complex binding
Source: RefSeq, a predicted model, not a curated record
GCUUAACGGAACAUCAUUGGAACAUCAUCAGUGGCUGACGAAGAAAAUAAAUGGACCCAAAAAUGAAUAUCAUUCGUAAUGACUUCAAAAUUAUGCCUCGAUCUAUGGUGUGCGAGGACAGCAAUCUGCGGGGUGACAUCACGGUUUCCUCCGGCUGUGUCAUCCAUCCGUGCUCUACAAUCAUUGCCGAGUCGGGCCCGAUUAUUCUUGGUGAGAACUGCAUCGUAGAGGAGUAUGCCACGGUACGCUACUUCAUACCAGAGAAUCAUCCGGCGAACGAUGACCGCAACGAAGACGGCACAGUGAAACCGCUCAUAAUCGGUCCGGACAACGUGUUCGAGGUUGGCUGCACGGUAGAGGCCCUCUCCAUUGGCGAACGGAAUGUAUUUGAAUGCAAGAGCUACGUUUCAGCUGAUGUUACCGUUGGUAGCGGCUGCGUCGUAGGAGCCGGUUGUCGGCUGGUCGGCAAACAGACCUUAGCGGAUAAGACUAUUUUGUACUCGGGCCAGUGCCUGCAGCGGGAAGCGAUGGAUAAGCAGAAGUCGCAAAUGAUUCAACUUGACUAUCUUCGGAGAAUCCUCCCGAACUACCAUCAUCUUCGGAAAGUAAAUCACGACCCAAAGAAGGCGAGGGCUCAGGUGUAAGGCGCAGAAGGCUAGUCCGUUAGUUUGGUCGUACUAUUCCGUUCCAUUUUGUCUUUGUUGUACGUAAAUUGAAUCACAAUAAUUUACUUAACGUUAUCAUCUGCAAUCUUCGUCGUGAUAAUUUCGUAAAAAUGUAUCUUUUUCUAAUUAAUAAAAUUUG